This is a messenger RNA of Choloepus didactylus (southern two-toed sloth), 3639 nucleotides long. Its product is annotated as 1-phosphatidylinositol 4,5-bisphosphate phosphodiesterase eta-2-like. Gene Ontology annotation, biological process: phosphatidylinositol-mediated signaling; lipid metabolic process. Gene Ontology annotation, molecular function: phosphatidylinositol-4,5-bisphosphate phospholipase C activity; calcium ion binding. The record is from RefSeq and is a predicted model, not a curated record. Lineage: Eukaryota; Metazoa; Chordata; Mammalia; Pilosa; Megalonychidae.
GAGCGGUGCAUGGCCGCCAUGCAGGCCGGGACGCAGCUGCUGAAGCUCCGCGGCUCGUCCAAGGGGCUGCCCCGCUUCUACCUCCUGGACGAGCACCGCUCCUGCAUCCGCUGGCGGCCGUCCCGCAAGAGCGAGCGGGCCAAGAUCUCCAUCGACUCCAUCCAGGAGGUGAGCGAGGGGCGGCAGUCGGGGGUCUUCCAGCGUUACCCCGACAGCACCUUCGACCCCAACUGCUGCUUCAGCAUCUACCACGGUGCCCACCGCGAGUCUCUGGACCUGGUGGCGGCCAGCGGCGAGGAGGCGCGCACCUGGGUCACCGGCCUGCGCUUUCUCCUGGCGGGCAUCAGCGACGAGGACAGCCUCGCCCGCCGCCAGCGCACCCGCGACCAGUGGCUGAAGCAGACGUUCGACGAGGCCGACAAGAACGGGGACGGCAGCCUGAGCCUCGGCGAGGUCCUGCAGCUGCUGCACAAGCUCAACGUGAACCUGCCGCGGCAGAGGGUGAAGCAGAUGUUCAAGGAAGCCGACACAGAUGACCGCCAGGGGACGCUGGGCUUCGACGAGUUCUGCGCCUUCUACAAGAUGAUGUCCACGCGCCGGGACCUGUACCUGCUCCUGCUGACCUACGGCCACCACAAGGGCCACCUGGACGCGGCCGACCUGCAGCACUUCCUGGAGGUGGAGCAGAAGAUGACGGGUGUGACGCUCGAGAGCUGCCGGGACAUCGUCGAGCAGUUUGAGCCUUGCCCGUAAAACAGGAGCAGGGGGGUGCUGGGCAUCGACGGCUUCACCAACUACACACGGAGCCCGGCAGGCGACAUCUUCAACCCCGAGCACUGCCGCGUGCACCAGGACAUGACGCGCCCGCUAAGCCACUAUUUCGUGGCCUCUUCCCACAACACCUACCUUGUGGGCGACCAGCUCAUGUCCCAGUCCCGGGUGGACAUAUACGCCCGGGUGCUGCAGACCGGCUGCCGCUGCGUGGAGGUGGACUGCUGGGACGGGCCUGACGGGGAGCCUAUUGUGCACCACGGCUACACCCUGACCUCCAAGAUCCUCUUCAAAGACGUCAUCGAAACCAUCAACAAAUAUGCCUUCAUCAAGAACGAGGGCCAGUUUCAGGGGCCUCGUGGAGGGUGGACGCCCAGCGCUGAGGGCAUGACCGGCCGAGGCCCCGUGGGGCAGAGCACUGCUGAGGGGGACACCGACUCCGAGGAGGACACCGGGGCCAGCCGCCGGGCCGGCCGGCUCCUCGGGAGCAGCUUCUCCAAACGCAAGAAAAAAGGUGGCAAGUUAAAGAAGGCGGCCAGCGUGGAGGAGGGGGCCGAGGACCCAGGCCCCCAAGGAGGCCCGAGCCGAGGGGGGACGCGCCAGAAAAAGACCAUGAAGCUGUCUCGGGCCCUCUCGGACCUGGUGAAGUACACCAAGUCGGUGGGCACCCAUGACGUGGAGGCUGAGGCAACCACCAGCUGGCAGGUAUCGUCCUUCAGCGAGACGCGGGCCCAGCAGAUCCUGCAGCAGAAGGCGCCCCGGUACCUGCGCUUUAACCAGCGCCAGCUGUCCCGCAUCUACCCCUCCUCCUACCGCGUCGACUCCAGCAACUACAACCCGCAGCCCUUCUGGAACGCCGGCUGCCAGAUGGUCGCCCUGAACUACCAGUCGGAGGGGCGGGUGCUGCAGCUGAACCGCGCCAAGUUCAGCACCAACGGCAACUGCGGCUACGUGCUCAAGCCCCCGUGCUUGUGCCAGGGCAUCUUCAACCCCAACUCCGAGGACCCCCUGCCCGGGCAGCUCAAGAAGCAGCUGGUGAUCCGCAUCAUCAGUGGCCAGCAGCUCCCCAAGCCGCGGGACUCGGUGCUGGGGGACCGGGGUGAGAUCAUCGACCCCUUCGUGGAGGUGGAGGUCAUCGGGCUCCCCGUGGACUGCAACAGGGAGCAGACCCGGGUGGUGGACGACAACGGGUUCAACCCCAUGUGGGAGGAGACCCUGGUGUUCGUCGUGCACGUGCCCGAGAUGGCGCUGGUCCGCUUCCUGGUGUGGGACCACGACCCCAUCGGGCGGGACUUCAUCGGCCAGAGGACGCUGGCCUUCAGCAGCCUGAUGCCAGGCUACCGGCACGUGUACCUGGAGGGCAUGGAGGAGGCCUCCAUCUUCGUCCACGUGGCUGUCAGUGAUGUCAGUGGUAAGGCCAAGCAGGCCCUGGGCCUAAAAGGCCUGUUCCUCCGAGGCCCAAAGCCCGGCUCGCUGGACAGUCAUGCUGCUGGGCGGCACCCGGGCCGGCCCUCCGUUAGCCAGCGGCUCCUGCGGCGCACGGCCAGCGCUCCCACCAAGACCCCGAAGCCCAGCUGCCCAGGCUUCCCCGAGCUGGCCGGCUCGCAGCACCUGGGCUCCCAGGGGGAGGCUGACGACGUGCAGGCCCCUGGCCCCGAGGCCCCACCCCAGGAGGGCCCCGGCGGCAGCAGCCUCCGAGACGCCCGUCCCUUCAUGCAGAGGCCUGGUUCCUCCCUGUGUGGCCUGGAGACCACCGCCGAGGAGCCCGCUCCAGGGCCCCUGCCAUCAGCCGUCCCCACCAGCCCUGGCCCAGGGGACCCCCAGCACUCGGCAGGACCCAGUGUCCAGCUGGCGAGCCCCCCAGCGACCGCUCUGGGAGCCCCUGUGCCCUCCCCACACAGGACCUGUGGUCUGCAGGAGCUCAGGGCCACCCCCAACGGCCAGCAGUGGGCGUGUGGCAGUGGGGACCCUGGGUGUUUGUGUGAGGGGGCCACUGAUAGCCAGACGGACGGCAGGGGCCCCCUGCCCCUGGUCGGAAGCAUCAAGAGCGAGGGCCAGGUGCCCCCGGAGCCUCCGGCCGGGCCCUCCCCGACCCCCGCCGUGUACUCGGACGCCACAGGUGGCGACCGGCUCUGGCAGCGGCUUGAGCCAGGCAGUCACCGCGACAGCGUGUCCUCAUCCUCCAGCAUGUCCUCCAGCGACACCGUCAUUGACCUCUCCCUGUCCAGCCUGGGCCUGGGCCGCAGCCACGAGAGCCUCCUGGGGGCCCUGGCCGGCCGCCCGCCCCCACGGCCCCGCUCGGCUGCCCACCCGGCCCCGGCCCCGGCGGCCAGGAGCACGUCCAACCCCAACCUGCUGGCCGUGGGGCGGCGGCCCCUGGCGCCCGAUGAACUGCGGCCCUGGCCCCUGCGGCCGCCCCGGGGGCCCCUCUCCCUGGUGGGCCUCCUGGACUGCCCCGCGGCCGCCAAGUCCAAAAGCCUGGGGGACCUGACUGCCGACGACUUCGCCCCCCGCUUCGCGAGCAGGCCGCGCAGCCUCGGCCGCAGCCUGGGAGCCCCGGGGGGCCCGCGGUGGGACGCGCUGACGGGACAGCUGCGCUGGCUCCCGGGCUCCCGGCAGGCGGGCAGCACAUCGCCCACCAGCCUGGGCCCGGCCGGGGAGGCGGCGGCAGCUGGCUUCCUGCGGCGCCCGUCCUCCCGUAGCCAGAGCCGCGUGCGCGCCAUCGCCAGCCGUGCCCGUCAGGCCCAGGAACGGCAGCCGGGCGCCCCCGAGGAGGAACGGGGCACCACCGAGGACGCCUGCUCCGUGGGCCGUGCGGGCCGCGUGGAGGUGGCUGGCACCGGCGGCGGCCUCCUGCUCCAGCGCUGA